GUAUAUGGGACAACAUAAGCCAAACAAAACACCUGUGUAACUCUGCAAAUCUGGGACUGGGAGAGAUGGCUGUGCACAACCUUCUACUUCAGUCUACUCUCUCUUUGCUCUGCCAUUGAAAUAACAGAUUUUUAAAAAAAUAGUUGCACAGUAUCUCUGUUGUACUUUUGUUGUCAAUACUGUGCAGUGGAAGGUCUGUUUUGUGCAGGACUGGUUCUCCUCAGCAUUGAGAUUCACCAAGGCUUCCACUAAAAACUGAAAGCAAUACCAGAAUGUAUUUGGGACUCAACAAGCAGCACUAAGGGUGUUAAAUGGAGUUAGUAGAAGGUGGAAGAAUUUGUAGGUCAGAAAAUGAAUAACCAGGUGCCCAGCACUGUUCUUUUUCCCCUGAAGGCAACUGGAUCUGUUGUCAUUAAUUAGUUCUGCCAACUCACGGCACCUGCAACUCAUUUGAAGAUAAUCCUUGGGAUCAGAGACUUAAACAUUGUGGGUACUUGCUGAAGAUCAGGAGUUAAGCAGAAAUAAUUCUGAAGAACUCCCAUUACAGGGUGUUAAGGAAAAAAAUCUAUCAGGUAAUCAAAGCAAAAAAGGAGAAGGAAUCACUUGAUUCCUUAAAUUAAUGAUGUGUUCACUUUCACUUUCUCACCAGCUCCUCUAGAUCCAAGUGAUUUCAUUCAAAACUGCAGUAGAUCUUUCCAUACUGUAUCUGUAUCUGUUUAGGGGAUGAGACCAGAACUUGCAUUUAAAUAAAGAAAAAGUCUUAAACAGCCAUAGGAGUUCAACCAAAACACUGGCAGCAAGCAGAGUGCAUCUUAUAAACUCACUAUCCACCACUCGACCACUUCAGAACAAGCAAACCUGGCACUGGGGAAAAGGGAAGAAGUCAUAAACAGACUUAGAGCCCACACAAGGAAUCUAUUCCACCAAUUUUCCAACAGCACCUCGUGGCAAAUGCUUUGGAGAACACCAUUAGAAGGCAAGGGAAGAGCAGGCUGAUUGUUUCUUUGGUAUUGGUACUCAGCUCAGCAGAAGCCAAGACACCCAAAAUUCCGCCCUCCCUAAUUCAAACAGUGAAUAUUUUGCAAGGAUAAAAGGUUGCUUGGAGAGGUUUUUUGCAAAAUGCCCAGUACUCUGGCUUUGAUCCUAAAAAGCUUUUCAGCAGGUGCUUAGAGGUAAACUAAGGUAGAAUUUAAAGAGCUAUUAAGUACUGUGCCUGUGCUGGAUCAGAGUUUGCUACCUUGCAGAAUGACGUCUAUGUUAAAGCAUCCCAUACAAAUUCCAGUGCCAUCUCAACAGCUGUCCAGUGCAAUUGCAAGUGGCUCAGUCCAGAGCUUCAUUACACAAACAUGUUUUUCCAUAAAAGGAAAAAAUAAGACAUGUUUAUCUAAGUCAGAGUACAAAAAAUUUGCAUUUUACCUUUUAAAUUGUUGAUAAAGUGCUUUUUUUUGACAUUUUACCUGAUAUUUUCCAGAAUGCUCAUUUUCUGUGCAUGUCACUAUUCAAACAAUUCAAAGAAAGCAAUUUACUCAAUAGGGUGUGUGAAAGUACCCAAAUUUCAUGAUGUUUAAAACUCCUAUUUGCGUUUCAGAAUCAUCUGGGAAACCAAUACAGGCUCUGAAACAGAGCAGCUUGUUUUAGCUUUAAAAUAAUUCCUUUUUUUUUUUUUUUGAGAACAAUUGUUUUCUAGUAGCAAGAAAUGCAAAACAAACCGUAAUUAAGCUAUUUAUAUUCCCUAUUCAUAGACCCUUUCCUCAAAAUAGCCCAUGCACUUGGAACAGAAAAAUUAUGAAUAAGAAUAAAAAUAACAGUCUACAUGAGUCAUGCAGUUGAGCUGCUGAACAUCCAAUAUUCAGCAUACUCUUAAUAGUAGAUUUAGAAUGAAGUUAAAUGAGUUUCUCAGCUGGAUGCUCAGAGCCUAUGUUCAUUCCUACAGCCAAAACUCAAGCCUCCAGGCUGUUACUCUUCCAGAUCCUGAGAGGAUGUAGUGUUGCACUAGUCUCUUUAUUGUUUACAUUUCUAGGGAAAAAAACCUGCCUGUAAGUAAUUUUCUGAGACAUGGUGUGUUCUCUUAGGGAAGCUUUUGUUAUUUCUUUUGUCUUUUUCCCCUUUUGUGCAUUAUCCUAUGAAGGCCGUAAUCCUUUCUAUUGGAUCUUGGUUCCCCUAAAUCCAAAAAUAGCUAUGACAAGAAUAUCACUUCUUGUCUGUGUGUGAGGAAGAAUACAUAAUAUAUCAGUUUAUAUAUUCAAAAAAGGCCAGUAAAAAGGGUAGUAAAUGCUUCAGACCUAUAUAACCCAAAAGAAUAGAGAACUAGGUUUACUACUUACUUUUUUCUUUUUUUUCUGGAAAGGUAAAUUGAAAUAGUUCAUUGGUUUGAAUGUAUGGUUCAGAUGUUGCUGAAAAAAACUGUUUGCAAUAUCUGCUCUCCAAUAGGAAACCUUUCCUACCUCUUCAAUGCAUGGACUGCCCUGGCAAAGAAAAAAGCAGGUCUCUGCAAAUUAUGGACUAAGAGUAGGCAAAGCAGGAGAAGGAGAUACCUAGUAAACAGUAAGGCUGCAAAGAAGAUUUAGCCAAGAGUUUAGAAGGCAAAAAGGGCAGAAAAAUCAACCGGUUUAACACAAAAUCUUAUUAGAGAUAAAUGAGACUCUUACGGAUUAAGGUAACAAAACUUAGAACAUAAGCAUGGAUGAAAGCCUUACUGUUAGAAAUCAAGAUGAAGAGAGAGCAAGGACAACAUCUCACGAACUACAAGCAGAGGGUAUUCCAAACUGUGAGGAAAGCCCUGCUCCUACUCUUGAAGAAGUAAAUGCCUGGGCUCAGUCAUUUGACAAGUUGAUGCUUACACCAGCUGGCAGAAAUGCUUUUCGUGAAUUUCUACGAACAGAAUUCAGUGAGGAAAACAUGCUUUUCUGGAUGGCCUGCGAGGAACUAAAGCAAGAAUCCAACAAAAGUGUCAUUGAAGAAAAAGCAAGACUAAUUUAUGAAGAUUAUAUUUCUAUCCUUUCUCCAAAAGAGGUCAGCCUGGACUCCAGAGUAAGAGAAGUGAUUAACCGAAAUAUGCUGGAACCCUCACAACACACCUUUGAUGACGCACAGCUUCAAAUCUAUACCUUAAUGCACAGAGACUCUUACCCACGGUUUAUGAACUCUGCUAUUUAUAAGGACUUGCUUCGGUCCUUAUCUGAAAAACCCGCUGAAGCAUAGAAUCUAUUCUUAAAUGUAUUUGUUUUAAAACAAAUGGAACUCUGGGCUACACAAAUCCACAGGGAAUUUAGAAUUAAUCAGAUAUCCACCUGAAAAUAACUCAGGCAAGUUUUACUACAGACUGAAUUAUUUAAAUCCGCACUGACAGGCUCUGUCACAAUCAGCUAAAUAUGGUUUCUGAUCAAAUUCAGUGUUAUUUUCCAAAAGGGAAUGAACACAAUGAAGAGAAAAUGUUGUUCAAAAAUGCAGUAUUUUUUCAAACACAGCACACAACUCGGAAGCAAAAUUGUUACAAUGUGUGUCUGAGGUACAAACGCCAACUGAGCAUGAAAACUAAAAUUAAUUUUUAGUGCAGUGUUAGAAUUGUCUUGAAAACCAAAUCAGUUGCCCCAUCCACACUGUGACCCAAGUUAAAAAUAUUACUGUUGAUACUGUGGUACUUACUCCAGGCAAUGCCAUCAUACCUGGCAUAGGUACACUCCACUUGUUUUGGUAUAAAUAAUAUGUACAUGGUGUGCUAAUGGAAAUCAGCACAGCAAUCUCAAGUUUACGAAAGUUGCUGGUUGAAAUAAUGCUGCCUAUAUAAAAGAAAAAAUCUUUUGCUGAAGAGUUAUUAUUUUACUACUAAAAUCUGCUGAAAGCAUUAAGUUCUUAUUGUUGAUGUUUAUAAAGUUAAAUUAUUUACUUCAGAGGAAGACGUGUCUGGGCAUUCCAAUUCCAAAAUAAAGCACAAGAAUUGUCACAUAUUCUUCCUUUCCCUCAGUAGGUAUAUGUAAAAUCCUUCACUACUCACUCCCAAGAGGAUGGCAGUAUCAGCCAUCUUGGUUUUGUACAUAUUAAACUCCCCCAUUACCUGACAGAUCUUGUAAGGUUUCUAUUACAGACACACACACAAUUUAAUUAAUAAAAGCAGGAAGCUUGAACUAUUGUGUUCUGACACAGCACUAUUUCAGACUGUCUGACAGCACCAGCUCUAUCCAGUAAUAAACCACGUUCAUUUACCAGUAUCCCCAAAGCAUUACACUUGAUUUCUCGUCAUAUCUCUAAACCAUUAAUCACAGGAAAUACCAGGAAGAGAGUAAGUUGAAUCCACAUAAUCUAUGUGUACGUCUGUAAUUCUAAUAUCUUCUUUCUUUUAAAC
Messenger RNA from Lepidothrix coronata (blue-crowned manakin), 4342 nucleotides. RefSeq names its product regulator of G-protein signaling 20 (gene RGS20). The coding region runs from base 2680 to 3201 and encodes 173 amino acids. The transcript has 4 exons. The record is from RefSeq and is a predicted model, not a curated record. Lineage: Eukaryota; Metazoa; Chordata; Aves; Passeriformes; Pipridae.